AAAGCGUAAUAGUUUAACAUGGCGGUGUCAUUCUGCGGGAGAAGAAUUGUUACGACGCGGAGAAAUUUCCUAAAAAUUCCGAAACGACAUGGAUACAUAGUUUUACUUCCAGAAAUAGGUGAGGAAUCUUCAGAGAAGAAUCCUUUACUUAAAGAUGAUAAUUUACCAGAGUUCAAUACAAUUACUAUCGAAAAAUGUAUAGCAGCUAUUGGUAGGCAGACGGUGGAGUUUGAGGAAAAGAUGAAUAAUCUGGAACAAAUUGUACAAACUAAACCAGACUUAAAUGUGUUUAAUGAUUGUCUGCAUCAAAUCGAGGAGACAUAUCUUCCUCUGGAGACCACCUGGGGCAUAGCAAAAACUUUGUAUUUUGGUAAUCAGAGUCUGAUGCCGACAAAAAGUUACAUGGGCAUUCAUGAACGAGCAAUAAGAGCUGCUUCUAAUAAAUUCAAUAGCAGGCCAAUCUUUAAAGCGUGCAAAGAAGCCUUGGAAAAUAAGGACAUUGAAUUGACACACGAACAGAAAAGGGUGCUUGCUAAAUAUGUACUAGAAGGCACUUUGAACGGUUUAGCUUUGCAAGAUAAUAAACAAUACGAGAACUAUAUGGACGAUACGAAUUUUAUCAUAUCACAUUGCAAGGAGUACAAGACGAAAUAUGAGGCUGCCACAGGUGCUUAUAACUUGGUAAUACAAAAUAGAGAGAUUGUGGAGGAUUUUCCUGAAGAUGUUCUUAGAUCCAUUGCGUCCAAUCCGUCACAACCUAUUUUAGGUCCUUGGACAAUCACUUUGAGGCCAUAUAUUUUGAAACCUUUUAUGGAAUAUUGUUCCGAUCGCGAAUUGAGGGCGGCAGUCUGGGAUGCUGACGUUGUUCGCUGCUCCAUGUAUCAGGAAAAAUCCGUUCAGACUAGUAUAAUAUUGGAAGAACUUCGAGCCAGAAGGACAGAACAGGCGCAACGUUUGGGAUACAAACACUAUGCGGAAAUGAGCAUGGAGACUAAAAUGGCUGGCAGUUUAGAGAAUCUAAAAAACACAUUGGAAAUUCUUCGGAAAACCGCUUUACCUGCUCAAAAACAAGAAAUCGCAAAUUUAACCGAAUUUGCAAAAGAGAGAGGUUUUGAAGAUGACAUUCUAAGAGUGUGGGACGUAGCGUACUGGAGUAGGAAACAACGUCGCAGUUUAUAUAAUUACGACAAUGACGAAUGGCGAUCGUAUUUUCCUCUGCCGACCGUUUUGUCGGGUCUCUUUGAGCACAUCGAGACGCUCUUCAACAUUAAAAUCGUCGAGAGCAAGAAAGCGGAUAUUUGGCAUAAAGAUGUUUGGUUCUUUGACGUAUUCGAUUUGAACCGAUCUGAUACGGUACCCGUUGCGAACUUUUAUCUAGAUCCCUACGCCAGAGGCACGGAGAAGUUCCGCAAGGAACAAGACUCGGGAUGGGUGUCCAUGAUCAAGAACAAAAGCAAAAUUUGCAACAGCAUCCCGCUGGUCGCCCUGAUUUUUAAUUUCCCGCCACCGGUGGGCGACAAACCCUCAUUACUUUCCUUCAAGGAUGUGCAAGUUUUCUUCCAAAAGUUUGGACAUACCUUGCAACAUUUGUUAACUACAGUCGAAUAUUCGGACAUCGCUGGAUUGUCGUUCGUAGAAUGGGACGCUGUGUUUAUUUGCGACUUUUUCAUGGAGAAUUGGUUGUAUGAGCCAUCUGUAUUGCAAAAAAUCUCUUCACAUUAUGAAACAAAACAGCCGUUACCUGCGGAAAUUAUUGAAAACAUUAAAAACAUGAAAUCUUAUUUCGCCGGUUAUAACUUAUGCGAAGAGCUUUAUCUGUCACAUCUGGAUUUGGAGUUGCAUUCCAGCGGUACAUUUUGGGUGCCUAUGAUGAAGCGUCUGUGGCCACAAUAUUUUGUGUUGCCUCUCGAGAAAAGGGACGUUCACGUUUGUUCCUUCGAGGCGAUAUGGAGCGGCAGUUGGGCAUCUGCGUAUUACAGUAAGAUUUGGUCGGAGAUGAUUGCUGCCGAUUUGUACAAAGCGUUCCAAGAAAUCAAACCGAACGACGAAGCGCAGCAAAAAGAGUUGGGCGCGAGAUUUCGCGACACGUUCUUGUAUCUGGGCGGUAGUUAUCCGGCCGCGGAAAUUUUCAGAAAAUUCAGAGGAAGAGAUCCAAACGCGCAGGUCUUGCUGGAAAACCUUGGAUUAAUACAAGCAAGAAAAUAAGCUAAGUGAUGCGAUUAUGUAAUUAGGAUUCGCUAUUUUUUAGCAAAACAAGAACAGAUGAGAUGACUCGCACAGCGCAGUCUUCUCAUUCUGAAUGACUCGUCGAUGUAAAAGGAGAUAAGGUAGAAUUUAUGUAAUUAUUAUUAUCUUACAGAUAAUAAUUACAUAAAUAAUAACAUGUAAUUAUAUUUAAAAUAUAUGCAGAGA
This is a messenger RNA of Pseudomyrmex gracilis, 2412 nucleotides long. RefSeq names its product probable cytosolic oligopeptidase A. The coding region runs from base 19 to 2205 and encodes 728 amino acids. Gene Ontology annotation, molecular function: metalloendopeptidase activity. Gene Ontology annotation, biological process: proteolysis; peptide metabolic process. The transcript is spliced from 11 exons. NCBI's taxonomy places the organism in Eukaryota, Metazoa, Arthropoda, Insecta, Hymenoptera, Formicidae. The record is from RefSeq and is a predicted model, not a curated record.